Messenger RNA from Salvia splendens (bonfire salvia), 1775 nucleotides. RefSeq names its product serine carboxypeptidase-like 18. The coding region runs from base 111 to 1478 and encodes 455 amino acids. The transcript is spliced from 14 exons. NCBI's taxonomy places the organism in Eukaryota, Viridiplantae, Streptophyta, Magnoliopsida, Lamiales, Lamiaceae. Gene Ontology annotation, biological process: secondary metabolic process; proteolysis. The record is from RefSeq and is a predicted model, not a curated record. Gene Ontology annotation, molecular function: acyltransferase activity, transferring groups other than amino-acyl groups; serine-type carboxypeptidase activity.
AAUACUCCAAAGAACGAGGAGUAUAAUAUGAAUGGUGUUUUGAACAGCAGCCGACACUAUUUUAGUUGAGCCAUUCUAAUUAGACACGUUGGAACUAAAUUAGGAAUGCAAUGUCGCUUGCCAUGAAGCCAUUCUUGCAUUUUCUUGUUUUACUUUUUGUUGGAUUCAACUCUGCUGCUUCACAAACAAUUGUGGAUACCCUUCCCGGCUACGACGGAGCUCUGCCUUUCAAACUCGAAACAGGAUAUAUUGGUGUUGGGGAGAAUGAUGAAGUUCAGCUCUUUUACUACUUCAUCGAGUCCCAAAACUACCCAAAUCGAGACCCUUUGCUGCUCUGGCUCACUGGCGGCCCCGGUUGCUCUGCCUUUUCCGGCCUCGUUUAUGAAAUCGGUCCACUGGCCUUUGAUUUUGAGAACUUUGAUGGAAGCUUACCUUCUCUUGUAUUGAACCCAUAUUCUUGGACUAAGGUUGCCAGCAUUAUAUUCCUAGAUUACCCUGUUGGAACUGGAUUCUCAUAUUCCAACACUACAACAAGCUACUCUUCCUCCGACACUAUUUCAACCCAACAUAAUUACACAUUUCUACGCAAGUGGUUGUUAGCUCAUCCCGAGUUUAUCAAGAAUCGUCUCUAUGUUACUGGUGACUCUUAUGGUGGCAAGAUUGCUCCCAUGCUUGCUCUUGAAAUAGCUAAAGGCAAUGAAGCGGGAAGAGAGCCAAUAAUGUCUCUCAAAGGCUACAUUGUUGGAAAUGCAGUGACGGAUGAAAACGAGGAUAUUAAUGAAAGGAUACCUUAUGCUCACAGAAUGGCACUCAUUUCCGACAAACAAUUUGAGCGAGCAAGAAUCAACUGCAACGGAGUGUAUGUGAAUCCAGAUCCAAAUAAUAUCGAAUGUCUAUCUGCUCUUUAUAGCAUCAAUCAGUGCACCGAGCUUAUCUAUGGUGCUCAGAUCCUGGAGCCAACGUGCGAAGAAUACUCAAAACCAAAACAAAGUGGUUCUACAAGGUUCCUACCGUCUCUAUUAGAUGAUCCAGUCGACUUCCUAUCCCUCUCCAGCCGAAAUGAACAAACAUGCCGUGAUGACAAUUAUGUGACCUCCUACGUGUGGGCUAACGAUGAAACUGUAAGAGAAGCUCUGCACAUCAGAGAGGGUAUGGUACCUUAUUGGAAGAGAUGUAACUGGAGCAUGAUAUACGAAAAAGACACAGAAAGCGUUGUCGAAUAUCAUCAAAAUCUGAGUGAUAGAGGCUUCCAAGCCUUGGUGUAUAGCGGUGAUCAUGACUUGAGUGUACCUUACAUGGCCACAUUGAAAUGGAUACGCCAACUGAAUUUGUCCGUGUAUGAUGAGUGGAGGGCGUGGACCGUUGAUGGUCAAGUUGCAGGAUACACAGAGCUAUACAAGAGUAAGAUGAAGGAGGCUUACCUCAUGUUUGCUACAGUCAAGGGGGCCUGGGCACACAGCACCAGAAUACAAGCCUAGAGAGUGUUUGGAAAUGUUAAGAAGAUGGUUAUCUCUCUUCCCACUCUAAAAUCUCUCCCAUCUUCAUUUUCCUAAUAAUUUUCCAUUCUUGCUUGGAUUAAAGCACUUGGAAUUUCCUAUGCCUGUUUCUGUAUGUUUGUGUUUGUGUUUGUGUAUGUUACUAAACUUGUACUCCAUUUCGUUAGUCGAAUCAUUCCCCUUCAUUGCAAAAAACAACAUAUUGUACUAUUUCCUCAAUUAUUUAGUUCAGCUAUGCAAUAUUGCAAGCCAUCAAUCCAACGAUCAUCAUUGGAACAA